Molecule: messenger RNA, 714 nt
Organism: Anthostomella pinea
Lineage: Eukaryota; Fungi; Ascomycota; Sordariomycetes; Xylariales; Xylariaceae
Source: the annotation of a GenBank genome assembly
AUGGACCGCAACAACGUCAAGGACAACGUGAAGGCCCUCGGUCUUCAACCCCGCAAUGAAGCAAUCCUUCGUGAGGUUCUCAAUCAGCCUCGCAAUCCUGACCGACCUAUGCCUAGAUACGACUACCUCUUCAAGCUCCUCCUGAUCGGAGACUCCGGCGUCGGAAAGUCUUGCCUUCUCCUGCGAUUCGCCGACGACACCUACACCGAAUCCUACAUCUCGACUAUCGGAGUUGACUUCAAAAUCCGAACCAUCGAGCUUGACGGAAAGACGGUGAAGCUGCAGAUCUGGGACACCGCUGGACAGGAGCGCUUCCGAACGAUCACUUCCUCGUACUACCGCGGCGCUCACGGUAUCUGCGUCGUCUACGAUGUCACCGACAUGGACAGCUUCAACAACGUGAAGCAGUGGCUCCAGGAGAUCGAUCGCUAUGCCACCGAGGGUGUUAACAAGCUCCUCGUCGGUAACAAGAGCGAUAUGUCCGACAAGAAGGUCGUCGAGUACACAGUCGCAAAGGAAUUUGCCGACAGCCUCGGUAUCCCCUUCCUCGAGACCUCAGCCAAGAACGCAUCCAACGUUGAGCAGGCUUUCUUGACCAUGGCCCGGCAGAUUAAGGAACGCAUGGGCUCCCAGGCCACCACUAACACCAAGCCCGGUGUUCAGGUCGGCCCCGGUCACAGCGUGGCUAACUCGUCCAGCGGCGGCUGCUGCUAG